Molecule: messenger RNA, 1743 nt
Organism: Penaeus indicus
Lineage: Eukaryota; Metazoa; Arthropoda; Malacostraca; Decapoda; Penaeidae
Exons: 3
Coding region: 33-644 (203 amino acids)
Source: RefSeq, a predicted model, not a curated record
UCUGGCGGGAAGCAAAGGGGGUGUUGAAAACAAUGCAUUUACAGCAGUUCAAAUACACUUCAGAGGUGCGGCACGUGAGCGCCCCUUUCCGCGUCACGUGGUACACGGACUGGAAGCUCGACGGUUUCCCCGAACUUAUCCAUCGGUGGGAGACGAACCAGGAGCUCAGGCCUUCGCUGGUCAUUACAGGAGGGGGGCUGCACUGGAUGCAGCACCACCCCCCUCCCACGGGGGAUCCUUUCAGGAAUUUCCUCACCACGCUUGCGCCUCACCUCAGCCGUCUCGCCGCCGCCGUGCCCGUCUACUUCAAGCUCACCGAUUAUGUGCCGAGAUCAUAUACCGAGGUUAACAGAUAUCCGGACUUUAACCCAAAAGCCAUUACCUUGUACAAUUCCAUAGCAAGGCAACAGUUACAGGGAACCGGCGUGGUCAUCUGGGACAGCACGCUAAAGCUGUCGCUUGCCUAUACUGAAGAGUGCGUUAGAGUCAGGAGGGUCACGCCAGACAACUAUGAGUGGAACUGCGCUGACCACGGACACAUAGGAUACAUCAUGCUGGAACAGUAUACUGACAUGAUAUACAAUGUUUUUUGUAACAGGUUUCUAAACUUGACUGAGAAAUAUUGUAACACUGGAAAUGAUUGAAGAAAGAAGUGUCGAUAUCCUACGCAUUAAUGUGCUGUGUGGUGCAAUGGUAGCAAUCUUGUCUAGCAAUCUUGCUGACUUGUAUUCAAAUCCCUCAUCGCCAGUGGAUGCUAACCAUGGCCAUUCCCUGCACACAGUGGAUAAUUUAGAAGCAAAAUGAAACAAACAGCAUGUUACAGCAAGAAUAUCCAUUUAAACAAAUGGAAUAAAACUAAGUAAUUGAUUAUUAUUAUUAUUGUGUGAAACCUAGCUUCAAGAGAUGCUAAGCAAUUCCAUUAAUAUUCUAAAUUUUAAUAUUUAUGGAUAAGCUGCAGAUUAUCUGUGUAUCAUAAUAUAAUAACUCAUAGAAUAUUGUAAAACGUGUGAGUUUUACAAAAUUUAACUGAAGUGCAGACGUUGUUAUAGUAAAUUAAUAAAUCACAGACGACAUAAUCCGAAGUCUAGGCUCCAUUAUCGCAUUCUCAUGAUUUGCGGUAAUGGCGGUAUCUAUGCUCUGUGGCACAGCUCGUCACGACCCUUAAAAAGGUAUGUAAAAGUCAUUCUUUGCAUCUAUGACUUCAUUUUCCAUUUCUUUCUCUUCAUAUUGUUCAUUUUAAUCACCCCUUAUAUUUAUUAUGCUUUCUAGUGCCCGUAGCGACAAUAAAAAUAUUUUAAAAGAAAUAAAACAAGCAGUAAAAGUACGAAGCCAAAGAUAGAACAAACCUUAAUAAAAACCCCAAGGAGGCGUCCAUUGCGGCCGGUCGCUCUGCGAACCACUUCUAACCGAAUACAACCCAAGAGGGAGUUCGGCGGCAAUGCGUUGAUAUAACCUUGGUGUUGUUGUAAGAAAGUUUUUAAAUUAAACAAAUAAAAAUAAAUGUGAUGGAUUGACUGAUUAUUUAAAAUUCUCUGCUGCGUCAACAGCUAAGGUCAUUUGCGGCGAACACCUUGUUAGACUGAAAUAUCAAAAUAUUGAAAACGUUAAAAAUCUACCAGUAAAUAUCAUAAAUAGCAAUAAAUAUUAUAUUAAAACAUAAAAGCAUAAACAUCAUGCUCUAAAUGUCAAAAACUAUUGCAUAAACAUAAUGCAUAAUUAAGUUCUAUUGAAAAUAUUAGUUUC